Molecule: messenger RNA, 877 nt
Organism: Scaptodrosophila lebanonensis
Lineage: Eukaryota; Metazoa; Arthropoda; Insecta; Diptera; Drosophilidae
Product: putative phosphatidate phosphatase
Exons: 1
Coding region: 121-822 (233 amino acids)
Biological process (GO): signal transduction; phospholipid dephosphorylation; phospholipid metabolic process
Molecular function (GO): phosphatidate phosphatase activity
Source: RefSeq, a predicted model, not a curated record
CUUAUUCGCCUGCUGAUCGACGGAUUGUUGUUAGGGGGAUUACUGGCGUGGAUUCUGAACUUUUGGAAAUUAUGGUUUCCGACUACACAAAGUGGCUUUUACUGCGACGAUCGAACGCUGAUGUUUCCUUUAAAGGAGAGCACUGUAAGUUCUAGCCUGGUUUUCGUUGUGGCUCUUUACGUGCCGCUUGUGGUGAUCAUUUUGUUGGAGUUGUGCAAAUGCUGGCACCGAUACAACUAUAAAGAUGUUGGAAUACUGCAUCUCUGGCCACUUUACAACACUUUGAGAUAUUUUCUCUUUGGCUACGAGGCGCAGUCGUUGCUGGCCAGAAUGACCAAACACACCGUGGGCCGCCUACGACCGUAUUUCUUUGCGGUUUGUCAACCGCUUCUCACCCAUGGGAGUACCUGCUUGAAUUCAACAAAUGGGUUCUAUCACACAAACUACGCCUGCCGAUCUGAUAUGCCCUAUAAUGUGCGUUAUUCCUUCCCCAGUGGCCACUCGGCUCGAAUAUUCUACGGGUUGAUUUUUAUGGCUCUCUACUUGCAAGUGCAUCGAGGACGUCGCUGGAGAUCGGUUGGUGUGGGCAGCACAUUGUUAUGGCCUCUUUGCCAACUGGCUUGUGUGAUGUUCGCCACUUUUGUGGCCCUAGUCCGGGUGGUGGACCACAAGCAUCACUGGUCGGAUGUCCUGGCGGGUGCUUUGCUGGGUGCCAGCAUUGCCUUUGUCACAGUACGAGGGGCUAUGGCUGAGGCGUUGGCGGAGAGGCAGCGGCUGCGACAUGUCAGCAGCGUACAGGCGCCCCCACUGCACCGGGUAUGAGAUCAAAAAACCCAAUUUUGCCGAUGGAAAUAAACCUGCUUAAUACAAGUUUUAA